Messenger RNA from Podarcis raffonei (Aeolian wall lizard), 1699 nucleotides. It is a transcript of the gene EIF6, whose product is annotated as eukaryotic translation initiation factor 6. Gene Ontology annotation, molecular function: ribosomal large subunit binding. Gene Ontology annotation, cellular component: preribosome, large subunit precursor; cytosol; nucleolus. Gene Ontology annotation, biological process: maturation of 5.8S rRNA; cytosolic ribosome assembly; maturation of LSU-rRNA. Bases 120 to 857 code for a protein of 245 amino acids. The record is from RefSeq and is a predicted model, not a curated record. The transcript has 6 exons. NCBI's taxonomy places the organism in Eukaryota, Metazoa, Chordata, Lepidosauria, Squamata, Lacertidae.
GCGGCGCGUUUCCGGGCGACGGGGCUUGCGGCCUGUCCGCGUGUCUAAGGCAACGGACGAAGGGCUACGUUGGGCGGUUUCCCUCUCUCUGCUUUCUGCUCGGGGGCUCCUUGACAGCAAUGGCGGUGCGGGCCAGCUUCGAGAAUAACAACGAGAUCGGCUGUUUCGCCAAGCUCACGAACGCCUACUGCCUGGUGGCCAUCGGGGGCUCAGAGGGCUUCUACAGUGUUUUUGAAGGGGAGCUUUCGGAUACCAUCCCUGUAGUUCAUGCUUCAAUUGCCGGAUGUCGAAUCAUUGGCAGAAUGUGUGUGGGAAACCGGCAUGGCUUGUUAGUCCCAAACAAUACCACGGACCAGGAGCUUCAGCACAUCCGAAACAGUCUUCCAGACUCCGUACGAAUUCAGCGAGUGGAAGAGCGCCUCUCUGCCUUGGGCAAUGUCACUACAUGCAAUGACUAUGUAGCACUUGUCCAUCCAGACAUUGACAGAGAGACAGAAGAGAUUUUAGCAGACGUACUAAAAGUGGAAGUAUUUAGGCAGACGGUAGCAGAACAAGUGUUGGUGGGAAGUUAUUGUGCUUUCAGCAACCAGGGAGGACUUGUGCACCCCAAGACUUCCAUUGAAGACCAGGAUGAGCUCUCCUCAUUGCUACAAGUCCCACUUGUGGCUGGAACUGUUAACCGUGGCAGUGAGGUGAUUGCAGCUGGAAUGGUUGUGAAUGACUGGUGUGCCUUCUGUGGCCUGGACACAACCAGCACAGAGUUAUCUGUUAUUGAGAGUGUCUUUAAACUCAACGAAUCACAGCCAAGUACCAUUGCUACUACUAUGAGAGAUUCUUUGAUUGACAGCUUGACAUGAUCUGCUGCUCCCUGACCACCACAGAAGCACUGAAGGCCAGAUUAUGAUCUUGAUUGCUCGCUGAAGUAAAUGCUCUGUUUAUUACUCUGCAGACCUAGACCAGGAAGGGUAUACAACAAUCAGCAUUUCUAAACUACAAUGUUACACACCUGUGCCCCUUUUUGUUACUUCUGCUAAUAUGGCCUGCUUUCAUUAAUUCAUGAGAUAAUUUUCAAAUUGCGAGUGUAUGUUUUAGAAAAAUGUUUAAAGAUGUCAUUACAUGUAAUAAUGGUUAAAAAACAAAACAAAAUGGUUUUCUCCUUCUGCAUUCACCGGCAUGUGCCUGAACCAGCUAUAAUUUCUCGAUCAGACGCAGCUGGGAUUUCUACUGGAUCAUUUUUACAUAGCCUGCAGCCUAGAUUAAUGUAGCUGUCUUAUGUAAAUUUGGUAGUCAGACACUGCCUGUUAAAAGGACUGAAAUAAGCCAUGGAGCUUUUUGCCAUAUCCCUAUAAUUCUGUAAAGCCAACAUGUGCUAGCAGUUCUCUGAAAUGACACUGGCCUUUAUCUGUGGAGGAAGACCAGGUGAAAGACCAAUCCAUCCCUCUGCUGAAGUUAUGAAGAGCCUUUACUUUAGAGGAAAUAGCCUGGGUGGAAAUAAUUUAUUUUGACCUCUUGGUUGUAUGCACACUUCCUUAACAAUUCAGUCAUAAGAAACUACUUUGCAACCUGUAUCUUAAGCCUCUUAUGAGGCUCUGCUUUGUUGCGCGGCGUUAGAAGCAAUCCUUGGAAGUAGGGGAUGGUGUCACUUGGUUGAGGCUUAAUGCCAAAGGCAGUUAAAAUUAAUAAAACUUAAAGCUAGAAA